AGUAAUUGAAUUGAGUUAACCAAAUGCUUGAAAUUUGAGAAAAUGAAAUGAGUGAUGGAUUUUGCGGUACUCAUUUGCAGAUCAUGGUUAGGACCAGAGGAUUAGGUCGUGCCUUAGGUCAGGUCACUCGCAGAGGUGUGGGCAGAGGAGAUCAUGAUGAUUCCGAUGAUGCUCCACAGCGUCGAUGACCUACUGCAUCCGCACGGAGGCAGCGAGUCGCUGUGACUGCGGAGCACGUCGAUGAGCCAGUCAUCGCUGACCCAGACGUUCAGGAUGACCCGAUGGAGGCACCAGCUGCUGUGGAGGACAUUCCUGCGGACGCAGGCGCAGAGGCGGCUGAGGAUCAGCCUCAGGGAUUUCCGGAUGGUCCGAGCGACCCAUCUGUGCUGACAGCAUAUGCGGAUCACGUUGCUUGCAGCGUAUGGACGGGAGAGGAGCGUCCUGAAUUGAAGUUAUCCUCGCAUGGGAGGAAGGUCCAUAGUUUAGGCAGGCAUGUCCCUGCCAUUGAGGGACUUAUCGCUGAUACAGGACUAAGUCCUCUGAUCGCGUGUUCAGUAGACACCGGCGAUCGGGGACUUUUGUCCGCGUUUGUGGAGCGGUGGCACUGGGAGACGUCUAGUUUCCAUCUCCCGGUGGGUGAGCUCACCAUCACAUUGGACGACGUCUCCUCUCUUCUCCAUCUUCCCAUUAUAGGCGACUUUCACGCAUUUGAGCCCUUGCACGUAGAUGAUGCGGUUCAGAUGCUGGUGGACUUGCUGAUGGUGUCUCCAGAGUCUGCUAGGGCUGAGACAGUCCAGUGUCGCGGAACGUACGUACGCCUGCAAUGGGUACGUGAUAUAUAUCAGCGCCGAUGCCAGGCAAGUCAUUGGACAGCUGCGGCUCGUGCAUAUCUUCUUCACCUGCUGGGUUGCACUCUGUUUGCUAACAAGAGUGCAACCAAUGUCCAUGUUGUCUACUUGGAGGCCCUUUGGGACCUUAGUAUGAUAGAUAGGUACGCUUGGAGAGUGACUGCUUUGGUUCAUAUGUAUGACCAGCUGAACGAUGCAUCCAUGAGUCACAGUCGACAGCUUGGCGGUUACAUCACACUGCUGCAGUGCUGGAUUUACGAGCACUUUCCCUCAGUUGCGGAGUCCACCGCUGAUCAGGACUACGAUGAGGCUUCUCCGCGUGCGUGCAGGUGGAUUGCGACGAAGAAGACGGUGAAGAGCAUACGCACGCCGUCGUAUAGGGAGCGCCUGGACCGACUCCGGAUUCCGGAUGUCUGUUGGAUCCCGUAUGGGGAGCAUCGGGAGGUCCGAGACUUCCACGUCAGAUCAUGCUACUCCGGUCUCUUGCGCUGGGGGUCUGUUGCUGUGUAUUACUGACCGGAGAGGGUCGUGCGGCAGUUUGGUUACACGCAGACCAUUCCUGCUCCUCCUGUCGAUUCAUGGGUCUCGUAUGAUGAUAUACACGACAGGUGGAUGCACUACGAGGAUCAUAUCGUACCUGCAGGUGAGGUGUGCGUGGUGCCAGGGGUGUGUUCCAGUGACUACAUCGAGUGGUUCUUCCGCAUCUCCCAUCCUUUCACGACACCAGGCCACGCAGUAGAUCCUCUGCCUCAUGGUCACGCCCCGCAGCCCCGAGUCGUCCCUCAGGCCCCGCAGACGGAUAUCCCUUGCGUGCCGGAGCCAGGAGCAUCGUCGACAUCUACGGAGGAGCCCAGACAUGCAGUGGAAGUUUGUGAUGACAUUGCUGAGCGGUUGGAGCGCCAUCUGAGUCUAGGGGUGGUCACGCUUGGCUCAUCGACACAUGAGGUGAUCAAAGAAUGCCUCAGAUUGGCCAAGAGUGUCACACAAGACCAUCUAGUAUACGUUAGGUGUAGACGCAGGCGACACACUGAUCAUUGUAUAUACAUAUUUUACAUUGAUAUUCCUUGUAUAUACAAAUAUUGUACAUGAACUCAUUUCAUGAGUAUUAUUGGUUUUAUUUAUUUUCA
Molecule: messenger RNA, 1975 nt
Organism: Glycine soja
Lineage: Eukaryota; Viridiplantae; Streptophyta; Magnoliopsida; Fabales; Fabaceae
Product: protein MAIN-LIKE 1-like
Exons: 4
Coding region: 282-1364 (360 amino acids)
Biological process (GO): meristem maintenance; meristem development
Source: RefSeq, a predicted model, not a curated record